Tarenaya hassleriana is the source of this 608-nucleotide messenger RNA. RefSeq lists its product as uncharacterized. The record is from RefSeq and is a predicted model, not a curated record. NCBI's taxonomy places the organism in Eukaryota, Viridiplantae, Streptophyta, Magnoliopsida, Brassicales, Cleomaceae. The transcript is spliced from 3 exons. Bases 102 to 347 code for a protein of 81 amino acids.
UAAAGAUGACUGUGUCUUAGUGAAGUUCGGGCCCAGAACGAAGAGUGAAAUCCGAGUAGACAGAAUCAAGGCUAACGAACCGAGAGAAAUCGAAGAAGAUAAUGCCGUUGACGGCGACGAUGGUCGGAGCUCUGCUGGGUCUCGGCACCCAGAUGUACUCCAAUGCCCUCCGCAAGCUCCCUUAUAUGCGCCAUCCGUGGGAACAUGUGUUGGGGAUGGGAUUGGGUGCUGUGUUCGCGAACCAACUCGUGAAAUGGGACGCGAAGCUCAAGGAAGAUCUCGAAGUGAUGAUUGAGAAGGCCAAGGCUGCGAAUGAGCGCCGAUACUUCGAUGAAGACAGGGAUUGAUGAGCCAAUAACCAUUGGGGUCCUUCAGACAUGAUCUACAGACAGCCCUUUGAAGUCAUCCACUACCGCUUAAGCGAUACCUUGUGUAGAAGCUUUUUCUAGAACAUGUUUUUGCGGCACCCAUUGGGUUGGAUCUCUUUUGAUUUGGUGUCUAUCCUGUUGUUAUGAACUGACAGAUUUGUGUUUUCGCCAUCUGAAUCUGUCUGUACCUUGCCAAUAAUUGGGAAUGAGAAACUCUGCAUCACGUGGUUUUCCAAUUCA